AUGUACGAAACCUUUCGAGAAUCGGCGCUUGGCCAAGCCAUUCGCUUUGUUUCCAGAAACAAGUUGCUGCAGUAUCCAGAAGAACGACCAGAUUUCGUGCUCCCACCAGACCCUGAUCCAGCAUCAGAUUCCUCCCAAACUGCCGAUGAAGAUGGCGAGGAUCUGAGUAGGGAGCGGACGCAAAUCGAGCUGAAAAAGACCAAAAGCGAACCAAUUGUGCCACAAAAGACGAAUGACGGCGUCAUUCUGGUAGACUGGUAUACGACUGAUGACCCAGCAAACCCUCACAACUGGUCAUCAUUCAAGAGGAGCUACAUUGUCUUUGUCAUCUGCUUAUAUACAUGGGUCACCUACGUGGCAGGUUCUGUCUUUGCCUUUUCUGAACCAGGCAUUGUUGAACAUUUCGGUGUUAGUGUAGAGGCAUCUGAGCUUGGACUUGCUCUAUACGUCUUGGCCUAUGGUGUAGGACCACUCAUCUUUGGCCCUCUCACCGAGAUUCCAGUCAUCGGCAGAAAUCCUGUCUACUAUCUCACAUUCCUUGUCUUUUUUGCCCUGUCAUUCCCAGCAGCGACAAUCAACAGCUUUGGCGGCCUCUUGGCGGUACGGUUUUUUGCUGGAUUUUUUGGCAGCGUUGGUAUUGCCAUUGGUGGCCCUGCUAUUGGACCAACCUUCGCUGGAUUUGCAGCAAUGGAAAAGGGAUGGAGGUGGCCGCUCUGGGAAGUUGUCUGGAUUUGCGCUGUCAUGGCCAUAUUUUUGCUUGCGCUGACCCCCGAGACGUCUGCGCCCAACAUCCUUCUCAGGCGUGCCAAGCGACUUCGAAAGCUCACUGGCGAUGCUCGGCUCCAAUCCCAAAGCGAGAUUGACCAAAGGCACCUGUCGGGAUCUGCCGUUCUCAUUGCUGCGCUGAUAAGGCCAUUCGAAAUUACCAUCAAGGACCCCUCAAUUUUCUUCGUCAAUUUGUACACGGCUUUGACUUAUGCAAUCUACUUCACUUUCUUUGAAGUAUUCCCUCUAGUGUUUCCACCUUUUUACGGCUUCAACCUUGGCCAGACUGGCCUUGCGUUUCUUGCCUGUGAGGUUGGCUCAAUUUUGGCCCUCAUUCUAUACUUUGCCUAUCUUCAUUUUUACAUGAUUCCAGACAAUAUCAAGAAUGGAUUCCGAGAGCAGGAGCAUCGUUUGCUUCCCGCCAUUUUCGGUUCCGUUGUUCUUCCAAUCGGGCUGUUCAUAUUCGCCUGGACUGCAAGAGCCAGUAUUCACUGGAUUGUCCCGUUGAUUGGCGUGACCAUUUUUGUUUUGGGCCAAUACAUGGUUAUUCAGGGUCUCUUCAUGUAUGUGCCGGUUUCAUACCCGCAGUACGCAGCCUCGAUUUUUACAGGCAAUGAUCUGAUCAGAUCCGCUGUUGCUACUGGAUGUAUUCUUGCAGCCAGGCCAAUGUUUAUCAAUCUUGGUGUGCACAAGGGUGUUACAGUCCUUGCUGGACUGAGCAUAAUGGGUAUAAUUGGAACAUUACUCAUGUACAAAUAUGGCAAGACUCUUCGUGCCAAGUCUAAGUUUGCACAAGCUUAG
Messenger RNA from Trichoderma breve, 1566 nucleotides. Its product is annotated as major facilitator superfamily domain-containing protein. The transcript is spliced from 4 exons. Gene Ontology annotation, molecular function: fluconazole transmembrane transporter activity. The record is from RefSeq and is a predicted model, not a curated record. Lineage: Eukaryota; Fungi; Ascomycota; Sordariomycetes; Hypocreales; Hypocreaceae. Bases 1 to 1566 code for a protein of 521 amino acids. Gene Ontology annotation, biological process: xenobiotic detoxification by transmembrane export across the plasma membrane.